CAGGAAGUGGCCACUUCCACUUAGAUGAAAGUUCACUUCAUUUUACUACAGAGCAGCUUCACAUCAGCUUAUCUGUCAUUUUAUUGCUGAGUUUGUCUUUUCAUAAGAUUCGUGGACUGAAACUGUUGAAGAUGUUUUGGACGGUUUGGUUCUGUUUGUGUUUCUGCCGUCUGGUUGGAGUAUUUGCUGAUACAGAUGUACUGAAGCCAGUGUCAGUGAACGAGGGAGAUUCAGUCACUCUAAACUCUGGUCUUACUGGAAUAAGAAAUGGUCGUCUGAUUCAGUGGUGGUUUUCAGUUGGAAGCACUUUAAUAGCUGAAAUCAAUAAACAGACUGACAGCAUGACUGUAAAUGAGGAUGUUCUUGACGGGAGAUUCAGAGACAGACUGAAGCUGGACAAACAAACUGGAUCUCUGACCAUCACCGACAUGAGAACUGAACAUUCUGGAAAUUAUGAAGUAGAGGUUGACCGUGUUAGCUUCAUUUUCCAGCUCAGUGUGAAUGAAGAAAUAUCAGUCAAGAGUACGGAGCAAGAUCCAGUAACUCUAAACUCAGGUUUUACUGAAAUAACAGAUGAUGAUCAGAUUUUGAGGUCAUUUCGAGGUGAAAAAGAUUUAACAGCUGAAAUGGAGCAGAUAACUGGAGCAAAGAAGUUGAUAGAUUCAGCUCGUCUGCCUGUUCCUGUCAUCAGCAGAAACUGUUCUUCAUCUUCAUCCUCAUCCUCAGAGCAGAAUUGUUCAUUGGUGUGUUCAGUGGUGAAUGUGGGUCAUGUGACUCUCUCCUGGUACAAAGGAAACAGUUUAUUGUCCAGCAUCAGUGUGUCUGAUCUCAGCAUCAGUCUCUCUCUACCUCUGGAGGUGGAAUAUCAGGAUAAAAACAGCUACAGCUGUGUGCUCAACAAUCCCAUCAGCAACCAGACUCAACAUCUGGACAUCACUCAGCUCUGUCACACAUGUUCAGGUGUGUUUGGUGAUACAGAUGUAGUGAAGAUGGUGACGGAGGGAGAUUCAGUCACUCUAGAAUCUGGUGUUACUGAACUAAAGCCACAUGAUCUGAAAACAUGGACAUUUGGACGUCCAGAGACUCAUAUAGCUUUAUUUAAUAAAGACACUGGAAGCUUCUCUACACCUGAUGAGAGAUUCAGAGACAGACUGAAGCUGGAUAAUCAGACUGGAUCUCUGACCAUCACAGACACCAGAAGCACAGACUCUGGACUUUAUAAUGUAACCAUCAAAGGCACGAAAACACUGAUCACAAACAGAUUCAAUGUUACUGUCUAUGCUCGUCUGUCUGUUCCUGUCAUCAGCAGAGACUCUUCAUCCUCCUCAUCCUCAGAGCAGAAUUGUUCAUUGGUGUGUUCAGUGGUGAAUGUGGGUCAUGUGACUCUCUCCUGGUACAAAGGAAACAGUUUAUUGUCCAGCAUCAGUGUGUCUGAUCUCAGCAUCAGUCUCUCUCUACCUCUGGAGGUGGAAUAUCAGGAUAAAAACAGCUACAGCUGUGUGCUCAACAAUCCCAUCAGCAACCAGACUCAACAUCUGGACAUCACUCAGCUCUGUCCCACAUGUUCAGACUCUGUCCACUGCUGUGGUUCUACUGAAGCUGUGAUCCGAUUGGUCCUCUCUGCUCUGGUGGGCGUGGCUACUGUCAUUCUUCUGGUUUAUGACAUCAGAUCCAGAAGAGCUGAUCAAGAGGUGUGUUUGACUAGAAGCAGCGAUGCAGAGAACGAUGAGCGAUCGAAGAAUGAUUUGAAAGCAUAA
This is a messenger RNA of Carassius gibelio (silver crucian carp), 1757 nucleotides long. RefSeq lists its product as uncharacterized. Bases 132 to 1757 code for a protein of 541 amino acids. The transcript has 7 exons. NCBI's taxonomy places the organism in Eukaryota, Metazoa, Chordata, Actinopteri, Cypriniformes, Cyprinidae. The record is from RefSeq and is a predicted model, not a curated record.